This is a messenger RNA of Durotheca rogersii, 2083 nucleotides long. RefSeq lists its product as uncharacterized. Bases 624 to 1448 code for a protein of 274 amino acids. The record is from RefSeq and is a predicted model, not a curated record. The transcript has 2 exons. NCBI's taxonomy places the organism in Eukaryota, Fungi, Ascomycota, Sordariomycetes, Xylariales, Xylariaceae.
CCGCUACGAAGUUCCCCAACGAUAUAAAAGACAGACGGGCACCGAGGACGGGGGAGAGGGCAGCGCAAAGCAGCCAGGUGUAUUCGACAGGACAAUGUGCCUAUACUGGUGCACCCCGUGAUGUGGCUAAUGAUUAGUUCUGAUCGCGGCGCCGGCACGUUGCAGAGGUGAUAGGAAUAUAGUAAAUAAAAUGUGCAUGUUGGAUACUUGGCGGGCAUGCAACUGGUUUCAAACGGGAAUGGAAUAAAAAAAGAUGCCAGGCGCAGUCGAGGGGGACGAGGGUGACGCUGACGCACAUGCGAUGCCCCAGAAAGGAAGGCGACCGAUGUAAGCCCCUGGUGAGACCCCUGGUGAGACCCCUGCUCAUGUUAGUUUCAGUCCAAUACUCUACACUCCACAGCUGGGCUCUCCAUUAAGUGAGGGGGAUUCGGAGAAGCCAGGCACAUGGCGUGUUGAUCUAGGUAUAUCCAGAAAGAGUGAGAGAAGAGUAUAAAUGGGAUGGACGGUGCCCUUCACGAUGCUGCUUAACAGGCCGAGCCACCCACAAGCAUAGGUAUAUACCCAGAGCCUAUUCUCGUUCUUCCGACUCUAAAUUAAAGGCGUCGCGAUUCUAUCAGUCGAGAAUGCCUUCCGGGAAGAGCUUCGUCGCUACGGGGCUGGCCCUACUGAUGGCCACCGCCAUCCCGGCCGUGAACGGCAUGCCCAUCGAAGAACUGUUCAAGCUCGUGGCUCGUGACCCGCCGCAGGCCCUGGCUGAGAGAGCUACGGCCAAUGACAAGAAGUGGCAACCGGCGAUGGAUUUCGACACAGACGGCUGCUACAACACGCCGGCCAUCGACGCGAACGGCAACAUAAACCCGGGUCUGCCGCACAACAACGCCGGUCUCUCCUCGGGCUGCAGAGACGCCUCGGACCUCAGCAACAACAACGUAUACUCGCGGGCGCGGUGCAAUAACGGCUGGUGCGCAUACAUGUACGACUACUACUUUGAGAAGGACGUGGCCAUCGCCAAUUUCCCCUUGGAUCUCGGCCAUACGCACGACUGGGAGCACAUCGUCGUGUUCGUCCAGAACGACGAGGCCAAGUACGUGGCCGCGUCGCAACAUGGCGACUAUGAGACGAAGGCGGCGAGCAGCGUCCGCUGGGAGGGCACGCAUCCUAAGAUGGUAUACCACAAGGACGGACUCAGCACACACACGUUCCGCUUCGGCAACGCGGACGACGAUAACAUCGAGAACCACACGGGCAGGUGGUUCUACGGCGCGCUCGUCUCCUAUAACGGGUUCCCAAGCACUUCGCUCCGGGACCAGCUUUUCGCGCACGACUUUGACAAGGCUACGAUCGCGAUUAAGGAUGGGACUUUCCAAAGCAACCUGGACAAGGCGCGCAAGGAAUUCAUCAGCGGCUUCGAUAGCGGGCAGGAUGACGGCUCACCGGGGACCCCUUAAUAUAAAUAUAGAGGUUAGAGUUGGUAAGGAAACCAAGCAUCGACGAAGGUAGCUUGGCGAAUGUUGAAAAUUUUUCAUAACCAAAGGAAGAAGAGAGAACUGCAAUGUGCGGGUGGUGAAUGUGUAUGAGCAUGUGUUAUGUAUGUGUCCAUGUGUGUCUGUCCUCAUUAGUCCUGCUACCGCACUCGUUCUACGGCAGCAGGGUGGAUCGGACCGGCUGUCUAGGCCUCGGGUUCAUUCUUCCACUGCGAAUAGUUGUAAAACAAGUUAACGCUCCUGCGCAUUGAAGAGUCGCGAGAGGUAGGCAAAUUGUGGGUUGGCAAGCAGAGGCCAGCUGGGCUCGCGUCGCUGAGACGCAGACGGGGAGAGAAGUCGGGGAGAUAUCGACGAGAUAUCGGCUAGAGCAGAAUAGAGGAGAGAUAGACGAGGCACUGGCCUGUCGGCUCGUACGUUGCGCGAGAGAGAGAGCCUAGUAUGGAAUGCAGGCUCGUUGAUGGCCUGGUCGCUUACGUGGUCCUCGGAGAGGUCUUCUGGGGGUAGGCCGUACGUGGUCCAUAUCGCUGAGGUAGAUAGUUCUGGUGAUGCUCGACGGGAUUCAUCGUCGGUUGUUGUUGUAGUGUAGAAAUUUUAUCAGG